AUGAAUACAAAUAAUCAAACUGUACAAGAUUAUCCUAACUUACCAAUGGGCAAUAGCAAUGAGCAGCAUAUUGAUCAUAAUCCAAUCAACGACGUGGGUGCUUUCAUUAAUAAUGCAACUCCCGCGUCUCAAAACGUUUCAUUUGAAUUUUACUUUCCUUUUUCUUCGUCAAUUGAUACACGUAUCUAUCACAUUACAUAUCAAUAUACCGAAUUACAUCCAUUAGAAAAUGCGAGACUCUUGAAUAAUAACAUUAAUUUAUCUCAUAUUCCCGAUCCCCAGUUUCCACCCCAUAAUAAUAUACAUUCUUUAAUUCGGCAACAAAUUCAACAACUGAUCCAACAACUUGUUUAUCAACAAAAUACCGCAAAUAACAUUCAACAACAAUUAUCCGAAACUAUUCAACCUACUACUAAAGUAUAUUCAGACAAUAAUACUUAUGAUACAACUUCAAUCUCAGUAAACGGAACUAUUUCCGAUAACAUUCAAGAUGGGGAAUUUCAGAAUUCUCCUUAA
Messenger RNA from Rhizophagus irregularis DAOM 181602=DAOM 197198, 516 nucleotides. RefSeq lists its product as uncharacterized. The record is from RefSeq and is a predicted model, not a curated record. Lineage: Eukaryota; Fungi; Glomeromycota; Glomeromycetes; Glomerales; Glomeraceae.